Molecule: messenger RNA, 1719 nt
Organism: Anisakis simplex (herring worm)
Lineage: Eukaryota; Metazoa; Nematoda; Chromadorea; Rhabditida; Anisakidae
Source: the annotation of a GenBank genome assembly
GCCGUGAAUGGAAGUAAGGCGGUAUUUCGGUGGCAUCAAAGACAGGUUUUUUUGGCUUCAGAUGGGCUAUUGGAAUGGCAGGAGGAUCAAAUUAAAGACGCUCAUCCAAUGGUGCGACCCGUCGGUCAAGAGGCUCAUUUGACGUGUCCAGCUGAACACGCUCCAGGCGUUUCUGGUACAGCCGAAUGGGAGAAAGUUGGUGGUGACCUACCGUACGCGUAUUCGAUUCGCAACGGUGAACUGAUCCUUAAAGAUUUGUCUCGAUAUGAUGAAGGCAUUUAUCGUUGUACGAUACGCGCAGAGUCAGGAAUGGCUACGGUGACCUAUAUUAACCUACAAGUCUCCGGUCAGUUUACAGUCUGGAACGGAAUUCAUCUCAAUUUUGUUCCGUCAUUCAAUGGAUCUGGAUUCGUGAAACUGAAACCAAUGACAAUUAACGAAUGGGAAGAUGUGAAUAUUAAGUUGUCGGUGAAACCAAAAAUGAGAGAUGGUCUGAUUUUCUACACGUCGAGAGGUAAAGAAGGCCAAGAUCACGCUGAUAAUUUCAUUAGUGUUGGGCUACGAAGAGGCAAAGUAGUUUAUCGAUACGAUGUAGGAGAUGGCUUGGAAGAAAUCGCGAGUACAUAUCCAGUUCGCGCUAACGAAUGGCAUCGGAUUGAACUGAAAAACAAUAAAGAUAAAGCUGUACUAUACGUUGAUUCACAUGAUAUCGUAGAGAAGAAGAAUGAGGGAUUCGCAAUCUCUGAAGCACCUCCAACAAACAUUAGUAUUGGAGGGAUGGAAAAUCUUCAGUCGAAGCCUCAAGCCGGUUUUGCGCGCGGUUUUGAUGGUGUGAUCAGCGAGUUAUUGGUAUCUGGAAGACCGAUCGAUAUCGGCGAAGAGGCACUGGCGAGUUUUGGUAUCGUAGAGCAGAGUACAAUAUGCUCGAUAAAUCCGUGUCAACACGGUGGUUUGUGUGUUCCAGCGAAUGUUCAUCGUGGAUUCGCAUGCAAUUGCGAGCGGACGGAUGGUUUCGAAGGAGAAUUCUGUGAACGACGUUCAAGGAAAUGCAAUGGAGAGAAAUGUGCUGUUGGAUCGUGUGUUCUCGAUGAAUCAAAUGGAUCACAUUCAUGUCUCUGUCCAUACGGUCGAAUUGGACGUUUGUGUGAGCAUAUCGACAGAGGUGCUCAUCAAAAACCGUUGAAUGCAAUUCGUUUCAAUGGUGAAAGUUCCUUUUUAUCCUUACCACCUCCAUCGACACUUCGCAAUUACACGUUAGAAUUAUUGGUGAGUCCUCGAACUACUCAAGAUCAGCUGCUGGCUUACGUUGCGUCCGAUUACGAUCCCAAACAUAGCAAUUUCAUGGGAUUGGUUAUGGAGAACGGAAAAUUCGUCUAUGUUUACAACAAUGGCGAUGGUGAUUUCGAGAUUGAAGAUGCUGAACAAGUCAAAGAAGGUAACGCAUAUAGGGUAGAGCUGAAACGAAUCGGUCCGAAGGGAGAGUUCGGAAUCAAUGAUCGUAAGGUGGCAAGUAGACGUCAACAACCUUCCUUCCAAGUGGGCACCGAUUUAUUUGUUGGUGGCUUACCGCCUGGUGUUGCACCACAUAGACGCUUGGAGCAGUACAGUUCACUGAAUGGUUGCAUCUAUAAGUGGGAUAUAUCAGUGUUUGAUGUCUCAGAGAAUAUGUAUCCAUGUAAUUCUCUCGAAAAGAAGAUUCAUUCUGAAUGCUUGGCAUAA